CCUGCUUCAAUGUCUAGAAGUUCUGGGAAGCAGCAGUGGCUGACAAAUCAAACUCUCGCUUCUUCCAGUGGAGAAGAAAGACGAGAGGGUCGAAAAUUCAUAGUGGAGGGUCCUACAAAGGAUGUAGGAGACCGCGAUUCCGUUGGCACCAGCUGCGCUGGCGAUGGUCAUCCUUUGUCUGGUUAUGCAACUGGAGCUGAUA
Amoebophrya sp. A25 is the source of this 202-nucleotide messenger RNA. The record is from the annotation of a GenBank genome assembly. NCBI's taxonomy places the organism in Eukaryota, Dinophyceae, Syndiniales, Amoebophryaceae.